This is a messenger RNA of Portunus trituberculatus (swimming crab), 2389 nucleotides long. RefSeq lists its product as uncharacterized. Bases 244 to 891 code for a protein of 215 amino acids. The record is from RefSeq and is a predicted model, not a curated record. The transcript is spliced from 5 exons. Lineage: Eukaryota; Metazoa; Arthropoda; Malacostraca; Decapoda; Portunidae.
CUCACACACAGCCUCCCCUCCCUCCACCGCCGUGCCAGCCGCCCACAUCCUCUGCUCUCCACUGACCCUCUCCACUCCAGACUCCGCGCGUCGGUGUCUCCAGCCAGCCACAGCCAGUCAGUCCCGGGAGAGUGGCUGAGCAACGCACGUGUCUGGUUUACUCUGCUGCCGCUCCGCUUUGCCUUACCUCCUUUCCUCACCUCCUCAGUGCAUAGCACCCGCAGACCACACCAGACCAGCGCAAUGAAGAGUAUCAGCAGCACAGUGGCAGUAGUGGUGGUGGCGGUGGUGGUGGUGGUGGCGCGGGGUGUGGAGGGAGGCAGAGAGAAGCGAUACAUCUUUGUCAACCCCGACGCUCCCAUCACUCUAGGUUUCAUCCUUAACAUGCCCAUCUCCCUCGCCUUGCCCACUCUGGCGCCUAAGUUUGGAAGGGCGCUGGACGAGGUGGGCGGCGGGCCGGGCGAGUGGGAGACAGACGGCCUUCAGAAGCUAGCGCGCCACAGACAUCUUCGCCCGGAGCAGCUUUCAUGGGACCCCGCUUACGAUCUGCCCUUGUCACACCUCACUGCCUACUUCUCUCAUCUUGAGCUCCCCACACUACCCUGCCAGGAGCGCCUCUUGUGCGAGCUGGCAGCGGAACCAGAGACAUUUGAACCCAUUAACCAGAUCUUCAUGAAGGAGCUGAGGCAGCUGUAUGGGCCAGUGAACACCUCACAGGACUCCCUCAUGUGGCGGUAUAUGAUGGCUGUCAAGGAGGGCUUCAGGGCGCACAUUGAGGAGUGUGCUGUCAAAUAUGAGUUCUGUCCGCUGCCCGCCGACCGCAUCCUCAACAUGCCGGUACUCAAAGUGUGGCAGUACAUCGCGUCCAAACUAAACCUGCAGCUUGUCUAGGCCUGUGUGUGUGUGUGUGUGUGUGUGUGUGUGUGUGUGUGUGUGUGUGUGUGUGUACAGGCUGGGAUUUAAUGACUCCUCUAUUUAUUUAUUUGUUGAUUGUUGAUUUGUUAUUCUACUUAAGUACAUACAGUGGAAUCUUGGUUCACGAACUUGAUCCAUUCGAUGACUCAGUUCGCGAACUAAAAUCUUUGCAAACAGAAAAAUUUUUCCCAUUGAAAGAUCACAAUAUAUGUUCUGUACUGUACUUGCUUCAGCGGUGCAUAUACUGCUACAUAUUAUACACAUACAUCAGUACAUUCAUCCAAAUCAUACAGAUAGGCAGAAACACGGACGCUAUUCUCAGGUUUCGGUAAUGUUCUGUUUUCUGAUUCCACAGUAACACGCUAAAGGCUUCCUAGUGCCAUUAACAUUUUGUACCAUUUCAUGAGCCAUGAUGAAAACUAAAGUAACUCAAUAAGAGCAAAAGAGACCCAAGGAGUAAUGCUAUUGAACACAGCACGCUGCACUUGGACGAACACCGUUCCUAGUAGGCGCUCUGAAACACAUCUGAGCGUGUGCCUGCCUAGCGCCUGCUGAAGAAGUGCGCACACUUCGUGAACAGGAGCGUUCGUGCGUUGAGAUUCCACAGUAUUUAUUUAUUCAUCUGUGCCAAGCAUUAUCAGGCAAUCUACAUUUAAUUUGAGUAGAACAUCAGUGUAUGUGUUUCCUUCAUUUGGUCCUGACAUACCCAGUGAUCCACAAUACCUCAAGUUUGACUUGUGAACAGCUUAUCCUUGUCACUACAUCUCAAAAUAUUUCAGGUCCAAUAAGGAACAUUUCUGUACGUAAAUCCCUCAUAACCAUUAUGAUCACAUGUAUGUCCUCGACUCCAUGUGAAGAAAACAUAUCGAGAUUCUGAGGGUGACGGAUGAGGGAAGGACAACAAUGGUGACUGGGAAGGAUGGGGACUAAAAAUACUCAAUUGUUGUGACUGGCGAUGGCAAUGACUGUGAGGGUGAGUGAGUGACAUCAUUAUCGGCAUUAACCCCCGACUUUCAUUUGUGCUAUUAGAGUGUGCUUGGAGAAAAUGAAAUGGGCAUGAGACUUGCACACAUUUGUAAGUGUACUGGCUAGGGCAUUAAGUGGGUACCGAAAUAAUAUGAACUCUAAUACCUUUUGAUAAAUGAUAAAAACUAACAAUUUGAUAGCGGUGUGUGUGUGUGUGUGUGUGUGUGUGUGUGUGUGUGUGUGUGUGUGUGUGUGUGUGUGUGUGUGUGUGUGUGUGUGUGUGUGUGUGUGUGUGUGUGUGUGUGUCAUACCAGUAAUGAAAGUUGUAAAUGAAAAAAAAAAAAAAGGAUAGUGUAUGCCAAGUCAAAUCUGUAAACAGCGUCCACUACCACCCCAUCAUCAGUGUGACGGUGCAGACGCCUCGUGGGAGUAAAGGUGAUCUUGUAAAUAUGAGCCAACAUUAUGUAAUUCACUAUACUGAGUUUGUGAUGAUAAAUGACAAAGAUAU